AUGGCGAAGCAUCAACCAAUGUGUUACUAUGUUCUGAACAGUGGUGUUGUCGAAGAGCAGAACGCUAUUUUCGAAAGGCCUCACCAGGGGAUGCAGAGUCACCUCAAGCCCCUAUACAUUAGGGCCAAAGUUGGACAGGUGGGAGUGAAUAAAGUCUUGGUGGACGGAGGAGCAGUAGUCAAUUUGAUGCCUCAAUUCAUGUUGAAAAAGAUAGGGAUGUUCGACACUGAUGUCAAACCUCACAACAUGGUAUUGUCAAAUUAUGAAGGUAAGAUAGGACAGACGCUGGGCGUCAUACAAGUGGACCUGAUUGUUGGGUCAAUCACAAGACCAACAAUGUUUGUGGUAAUACCUGCAAAAGCAAAUUACAAUUUACUACUAGGGAGAGAAUGGAUACAUGGAAUAGGGGCGGUCCCUUCGACCAUGCAUCAAAGAAUAUCUAUCUGGAGAGAAGAUGGCGUGGUAGAGAAUGUCGAAGCUGACUAA
Messenger RNA from Lathyrus oleraceus (garden pea), 486 nucleotides. RefSeq lists its product as uncharacterized. The transcript has a single exon. Bases 1 to 486 code for a protein of 161 amino acids. The record is from RefSeq and is a predicted model, not a curated record. Lineage: Eukaryota; Viridiplantae; Streptophyta; Magnoliopsida; Fabales; Fabaceae.